Messenger RNA from Heterobasidion irregulare TC 32-1, 1845 nucleotides. Its product is annotated as AAA+-type ATPase. Gene Ontology annotation, molecular function: ATP binding; ATP hydrolysis activity. Lineage: Eukaryota; Fungi; Basidiomycota; Agaricomycetes; Russulales; Bondarzewiaceae. The transcript is spliced from 8 exons. The record is from RefSeq and is a predicted model, not a curated record. The coding region runs from base 1 to 1845 and encodes 614 amino acids.
AUGAGCUUCACCGAAGUUCAUGCAUCCGAAGAGCCGGUUGCUACGCCUAUCACAAAGCGCAUUGCUCGUUAUGAUCAAUACUUCGACACACGGACGUCCUCUACCGCUCUUCGAAAGACCAACAAAGACGUCAAGCAGAGUCGCCAGCACCAGGUCUCCAAAAAGGUGGUCUUAGUUGUUCGACGGAUCGUCAAUACGCAGGGCCAGGUCGAGAGCACCGAAAUCGACAUCAAGAGUGCGGCGUUGUGUCAAGUGCUCAUGGAGAUCAAUCGAGAUGUCGAAGGCCUGGAACUGACUCGAGCUCAGCCCACCGCAAACUCGCAGCUGUUCUUCCUUUCCUACGAUGGCCUCAAGAGCAGGCUCGCACAGGAGGAAGCACGAUGCUUACGCAACGCCGAGCUUAUAGCCGACCUCGAGACGGCUAUCCAGUUCGUCGAAGAAGAUUUUGCCAGCACCCUCGUCGACUUCAAGAAGCUCGCCACUCAGCAGGAAAUCACGUUCGACCUCCUGUGGGCGCUGAUCGUGCCGAACACACUCGUGUACAACCGUCACGACCCCACAGAGCAAGACGAGAUCCUUUUGGCUCGAAGUUUUGAUCUGGACCGCAGCAACGGCGUUCUGUACGCUAACAUCAAGUGCGAUGUCGUUACUGAUGACGGGAACGCCUUUGGGCUCGCACAAGUCUGCCUCUCGAUCCCGAGGUUUGCUGGGGUGCGCAAGAUUCAAGAGCUGGUGGUGUACCCCCUCGAUUACCAUCGGGACAAGUACACCCUCCGCAGGCAUGCCGCGGAGAGGGGCAGAAAGUUUGCAAAGAUGGUCGAGCCUACCUUUUGUGAAAUUAGUGGGCAGGCGAUGCGUGGUGAGAAACAGAAGUUCCAUAUAUAUGGACGCGUCAUGAUCGACCCCGUCGCGUUCCGUGUUCAUCAGCCGAACGCAGAUUACAAUCUCUUUGUCCACAAACUUCUGGAGAGGGCCACGCUCACCGAAGAGCAGUAUGUCAUAUGCACGCCUGUUGUGCUCGGGUUCUCCUUUGCUACUAAGACAUGGGGUGGAUUUGCAAUGGACCGUUUGCGCGAUGUAGUCUGGUCGGACGAGGCCUUCCGGUCGCUCGUCAUCGGGCCCAAGCAAAAGACACUCAUCCAUUCGCUCGUCAAGCAGCACAAAGCCCACACCACGCGCUUCGAUGACGUUAUCCCCGGCAAGGGCCAAGGCCUCAUUGGGCUCCUGUCCGGGAGACCUGGGUGCGGAAAGACGCUUACUGCGGAAGCCGUUGCGGAGAUCACGCACAGGCCUCUCUACGUCAUCAGUGCGGGAGACCUGGGCAUCCAGCCGUGCGACCUGGACGAGCGCUUGACCGAGAUCCUGGAGCUGGCGCAGACGUGGGACGCGGUGUUGCUGCUCGACGAGGCGGAGGUGUUUCUGCAGCAGAGGAGCGCCACGGACGUCAAGAGGAAUGCGCUCGUGUCAAUUUUCCUGAGACAACUGGAGUAUUAUCAGGGGAUCCUGAUUCUGACGACAAACUUGCUCGAUCAGUGCGACGCGGCGUUCGAGAGCCGGAUUCAUUUCUCUAUACCGUAUCCGGAUCUGGACUUCGAGGCGCGCAAGAGGAUUUGGAAGAUGUUCUUUGGCAAGGCCACGAGCGGUGCUGAGAAGUUCAAUGAGGAGGACAUCGAUCGGCUGGCGGUGCACGAGAUGAAUGGGCGCCAGAUCAAGAAUGCGAUCAGCAGUGCACAGUGCAUCGCGCUGGAGAGCGAUUCCCCGUUGUCCAUCGAGCACGUGAACGCUGUGCUCGAAGUCGUGACGGCUUGGCACUCCUCCAACACACGCCAGCUGACGAAUGUGUGA